AUGGUAGGUAAAUGCCCAGGAUGUGGAUGGAUCCCUAAAACUGGGAAAACAAGAGAUCUUAAUAAGCAUAUGGAUCUAACACGAAAUAGACUAUGUCAAGCUUUAUUGCAACUAUCUCAUAAUACUCAGCCUAUACCACAAGUAACUGUACUGGAUUCCAAUGCUAGAAAAUCAGGUGAGUCUGUUAAACAAUGGGGAUCGAGAUUACGAAAAAGACUAAAAGAAGUGAUUUAUCAAGAUUAUCCUCAACCACAAAAUUUAUUUCAAUGCAAGCAUCUUUAUGAUCAAUUAUUGCAAGUUGAUCCAGAGGCAUAUGUUUCAGAAAAACCUUUAAUGGAAGAAGAAAAGUGUGAAGAGCAAGGAUUCUUUGAUGAACCUGAAAUCGAGGAAGCAAAUCUUCAGCAUGACCCAUCUCCAAUGGUACAGCCAGAAAUCAAUCCCGAAGCUGGUCCAGGUCCUCAAACCCAAGCUCAUCGUGAAGGUAGACUUACUGAAUCAGAAGAAAUAGUAACUCAGACACAAAGUGUCCUGCUCCGCAGACAAACACCAUCAGAUAAUACAGAAUUGCAAUCUGUUCAAGAAUUGCUUGAUCACAAAGAUAAAUUUCUAGAUUUAGAUAUAGAAGUACCAUGGCCAGUCCCAUAUCCCGAUAACAAAGAACAUUGUGUAAUAUGGCAAAAUGGAAUUCGGACUGCAAAAGAUAUGUUCAAGAUAGAUCUGGCCAGUAUAAUAUUAAGAGCAGAAAAUGAAGAUAAAGCUAUGCAGGAGGUGUUUUUACAAUGCCUAUUUCGGAAUUAUUCAGAAGAAGAAAUCAAUGAAACUAUAAAAUUGGCAGUAGAUGCUUAUAGAGCAUUCGAAAAUGAAGAUGAAGCUAUACAGGGGAUAUUUUUACAAUGCCUAUAUUGUAAUUAUUCAGAAAAAGAAAUCAAUGAAACUAUAAAAUUGGCAGUAAAUAAAGGAUAUAAAAACUGGUUGAGAUAUGUGGAAGAUCAAAUAGAAUCAAAAAAAAUCGAAGCUGGAAUGACCGAAAAGCGAGCACAAAGAAUAUUAGAUACAAUUGAUAAUCAUGAGUAUUUAAUAAGAGUAAAAUUCAUUCGAGACGAUACAGUAAUAUCAGAUAAGGGAACAAAAAAAGGCUUUAAAAUUAUUGAUAAAUAUGAGCCUAUUCGUGAAUCAAAAAAGGCAGGUGGAAAAUAUGUCGGGGGUGGUCCAAAC
This is a messenger RNA of Ambispora leptoticha, 1215 nucleotides long. NCBI's taxonomy places the organism in Eukaryota, Fungi, Glomeromycota, Glomeromycetes, Archaeosporales, Ambisporaceae. The record is from the annotation of a GenBank genome assembly.